Racocetra persica is the source of this 441-nucleotide messenger RNA. The record is from the annotation of a GenBank genome assembly. Lineage: Eukaryota; Fungi; Glomeromycota; Glomeromycetes; Diversisporales; Gigasporaceae.
AUGAACCAACCUAGUAUCGUAAUUGAUACCGAUGAGAAAUUGGCUCUAGUUUGUCGGUUAUUAUUCUAUCAGCCCACAGGUAUUAUUCCAACCCUUGAAAACUAUGGAAAGAUCUUAAAGUGGAGGGAUAUUAAUACACCACAGGCUAGUUAUGGUAAAAUUCAGAAACCAAAUUGUGUACAUCAAUGCAACCUCUUAUUUCUUACACAUGAUAAAUAUAAGGGGAAGACAUGGAAAGCAGUAUUACAAAUUAUAGAUGUGGCUAGCAGGUUCAAAGCGAGUAUUUCUCUCAUAUUGAAGAAAAGUUCAGAGGUUGCUAAAGCAUUCAGAAAAAUUUAUGAUAAUCCCAAUAACCCUCUUACAUACCCGACACUUUUACAAUAUAAUAAUGGUAAAGAAUGGGCAGGACAGACAAGCCAACUAAUGAAAGAACAUGGUGUA